CUCACACAGUGUUACGUUACAUCAGCAUAUGCUCGCGGACCCUGACGCACGGUUACGUGCUGUCCUCGCGCUGCACUAGAUCUACAGAACAAGUGGAACGCGUCAGAGCUGCUGCGAGGGUCCAUCCAGGCGCACUGAACUCCGCGGGCCCCCUGCUCGGAACAGCGUCCCGACAACAACGCAACAUAACACAACCUUGCGGCACGAUUUGAAUGCAGCUCUAAACAUUAUUCUGUAAUCCCAGGGUUCAGCAUGGCGAGCUGUGGAGAAGUGGACUGCUCAGCGAAUGCCUCGGCUCCCAGCAAGCAGAUAGAGGAAGUAGGAGCUUCUGCAGAACCUUCCGGUUCCACCGCCACGAACCCGGAGUGUUCCAUCUGCCUCCAGAGCUGCAUCCACCCGGUCCGCCUGCCGUGCCUCCAUGUCUUCUGUUUCCUGUGCGUGAAAGGCGCCUCCUGGCAGAGCAAGCGCUGCGCUCUCUGCCGACAGGAGGUCCCGGAGGACUUCCUGGAGCGGCCGGUCCUCCUGUCGCCCGAAGAACUGAAGGCGGCGGCUUCCGGCGCGGGCCGGAGCGGAGCCACUGGCGGCGGUUCCCUCGGGGACCACGCCUGGUACUACGAGGGGCGCAACGGCUGGUGGCAAUACGAUGAGCGGACCAACCGUGAGCUGGAGGAGGCCUUCGCCAAGGACAGGAAAAGCACGGAGAUGCUGAUCGCGGGGUUUCUGUACGUGGCCGACCUGGAGAACAUGGUGCAGUAUCGGCGAAAUGAGCACGGCCGCAGGCGAAAGAUCAAGCGGGACAUUGUAGAUAUCCCAAAGAAGGGAGUUGCGGGACUGCGGUUGGACCCCGAGCCGGUCCCCAUUCUUUCUGUGCCGGUCGUCACCCCGGCCGCGACGGAACGCGUCAGCUCAGCGGAUGGGUUGGACACUGAUAGCGUACAGCCACAGUCUUCGUUCUUUGGCAUCAUGGCAUCUCUACCCCCUGUGAGACCACCGACCCUCCUGGGGCGACAUCUCACCGGAACCCUUCCUCCCUCGCCGUCGAGCGUGGAAGAGUCGUUCUCCCAGCUCCUCAUCAGCCAGCCGGGGUGUGACGAGGUGGAAGGGGACGACGGGCCGCAGACGUACGAGUGUGCAUCCGGCAGCAGUGAAAGUGAGGAGGAGAGGGAGUGCGAGACGGGGGCAGCAGCAUCCGUGCGGAGGCUCGGGCAAAGACCGUUAAGAGAGCGCCAGCCAGCAAGGAUGCCACCGAGGGGGGGGCCUUCCAGCUCUGCGCUCAGUCUCCGCUCACGAAGCCCUGAUGGACAGUGCACUGUCACAGAAGUGUGACUGACCAUGCAGCGGUGUCUUUCCAGCAGAUUACAGGGUGCUUUCAUCAGGUUGACAAAAGUGCUAUGCGUCUUUUAAAGGUCCCACGAAAUGGAAAAAAUACCAUUUAUUGUGUUGGUAUUCAUGUCAUUGGAUGUAUUUCACCACAUCCAUCAUUUGACGAAAAUCACCCUUACAUAUUUUUGUGUCUAAAUAUCCAAGGUUUUCUAGCCAAUUAAAGUUUAUUUAGAUAUAUAAGGACAUUGUAAUCUUAGUUUUGAAUGGGAUCCGGUAAUCCGACUCUUCCAAACCUGGAGGGUCCACAAAGGUAACUAGCAACAGCAGCAAUAAGAUGGGUCAGUGCGGGGUACUUGAAUGUUAAUAAGUGACAGGUCUCGCUACAGAUAACGUAUAUAACACCUGGGACAAACUAAUGCCAGUGUUGCUUUUCUUCCCCCCUUAAUUCUGUGUUCCAUGCUGGAAACAGUGACAACUAAGGUCACAAAAUCCAUUAAAACCAUUUCAGGGGACCUUUAACCCAUGAAGCGUUUGUUUUGAAGACUUAAAAGCAGGCUUCUGCCAGCUAGGAGCUUCUCGCGUUGGUGGUCCUGCGUCACCAUCAGCAGGUUAAGUCGUGAAGCACAACAGUCUGACUUUUAGGCCCAAAAACUGUGAACUGCUUGAUCAAUGUUGUCCAAAACGCCUUUUUGGUUCUCUAAUCUUUUGAGCUCAUUUUUAAUAAGGUUGAUAUAUCUUGAGGUUGGUGGGGGGG
Molecule: messenger RNA, 2077 nt
Organism: Pungitius pungitius (ninespine stickleback)
Lineage: Eukaryota; Metazoa; Chordata; Actinopteri; Perciformes; Gasterosteidae
Product: E3 ubiquitin-protein ligase rnf146-like
Exons: 2
Coding region: 253-1326 (357 amino acids)
Biological process (GO): ubiquitin-dependent protein catabolic process; Wnt signaling pathway
Cellular component (GO): cytoplasm; nucleus
Molecular function (GO): poly-ADP-D-ribose binding; zinc ion binding; ubiquitin protein ligase activity
Source: RefSeq, a predicted model, not a curated record